This is a messenger RNA of Auxenochlorella protothecoides, 1677 nucleotides long. Its product is annotated as Casein kinase I-like protein 2. Gene Ontology annotation, biological process: signal transduction; peptidyl-serine phosphorylation; endocytosis. Bases 1 to 1677 code for a protein of 558 amino acids. The record is from RefSeq and is a predicted model, not a curated record. Gene Ontology annotation, cellular component: cytoplasm; nucleus. The transcript has 7 exons. NCBI's taxonomy places the organism in Eukaryota, Viridiplantae, Chlorophyta, Trebouxiophyceae, Chlorellales, Chlorellaceae. Gene Ontology annotation, molecular function: ATP binding; protein serine/threonine kinase activity.
AUGGCCCCAACCCAGGUGCAAGUCUCCAACUCGCCGGUGUAUGUUACGGGACGACGUCUGGGCAAGGGCGGAUUCGGGCAGGUGGCCUUGAAGUUCGAGCAUAAGACCAGCAAAGGAUGCGCCCCCAAUGGUGCCCCCUUUGAAUGGGGUGUCUACAACGCCAUUGGCCCCACAUAUGGAGUGCCGCACAUCCACUUCAAGGGUCUGCAGAACAACUUCUACAUCAUGAUCAUGGACCUGCUGGGCUCUAGCCUGUGGGACGUUUGGAACCAGGAGGGGCAGCAGCUCAGCGCCCAGUUUGUGGCCUGCGUGGCUGUGGAGGCCAUCACCAUCCUGGAGGCCCUCCACCAGAAAGGCUUUGUGCACGGCGACGUGAAGCCAGAGAACUUCCUGAUGGGCCCGCCCGGCACACCCGAGUCCAACCGGCUGUACCUAGUGGACUUUGGGCUGGCGCAGCGCUGGCGCGACCCCAAGACGCGCACCCACGUCAAGUACGACCAGCGCCCCGACGACUUCCGCGGCACCAUCCGGUACGCCAGCGUGCACGCGCACCUGGGCCGCACGCCCAGCCGGCGCGACGACCUCGAGUCCCUGGCCUACACCCUGCUCUUCCUGCUCAACGGCCGCCUGCCCUGGCAAGGGUUCCAGGGCGAGAACAAGGGCUUCCUGGUGGCCAAGAAGAAGAUGGCCACCAGCGCCGAGGCGCUGUGCAGGUACAAGCCAGAGCCCUUCAAGAUCUUCACCGAGUCGGUGAUGAACCUGAAGUUUGACGAGGAGCCAAUGUACGCGGCCCUGAUCAGCCUGUUCGAGCCGCUGCUGGGGUCGCCCUCGGCCGCCCGCCCCAUCCAGGUGGAGAACGCAGUGCGCGUGGGGCAGAAGCGUGGGCGGGAGCAGAUGGAGGAGUUCCGGGACGACGCGGUGCGGCGCAAGAAGGUGCGCCUCGGCUACCCCGCCAGCCAGUGGAUCAGCGUGUACAACAAGCACGCGCCGAUGAAGCAGCGGUACCACUACAACGUCUCCAACCACCGCCUGGAUGUGCACGUGGCCAAGGGCUACGCCGACGGCCUCUACAUCUCCUGCGUCUGCGCCGCGGGCGAGCUGUGGGCCAUCAUCAUGGACGCGGGGACCGGAUUUGGGGACCAGGUCUACCGCGUGGCCCCCGCCGCCUUCCUGCCCAAGGACUGGAUCAUGGAGCAGUGGGACCGCGGAUACUACAUCACCGCCAUCGCCGGGUCCAGCAGCCUCAGCUCCCUGGUGGUCAUGAGCAAGGGCACCAAGUUCACACAGCAGUCGUACAAGAUCUCCGACUCCUUCCCCUUUGAGUGGAUCAAGAAGAAGUGGAGGGAGGCUUUCCACGUCACCGCCAUGGCCACCUCCGGCUCCCAGUGGGCGGUGGUCAUGUCGCGCGGCGCCGGCUUCAUGGACCAGGUGGUGGAGCUGGACUUCCAGUACCCCUCGGAGGGCGUGCACCGGCGCUGGGACCUGGGCUACCGCAUCACCGCCGGCGCGGCCACCGCCGACCAGGCCGCCUUUGUGCUCUCCGUCCCGCGCCGCGUCAUCCCCGACGAGACGCAGGAGACGCUGCGCACCUCCACCUUCCCUUCAGAGCACGUCAAGGAAAAGUGGGCGAAAGACCUCUACAUCGCGGGCAUCGCCUACGGCAGGACGGUCACGUGA